Messenger RNA from Spodoptera littoralis (African cotton leafworm), 324 nucleotides. Lineage: Eukaryota; Metazoa; Arthropoda; Insecta; Lepidoptera; Noctuidae. The record is from the annotation of a GenBank genome assembly.
AUGUCCCCAUACAAACGACUAAAUAACAAGCUUUGUAUCUCCUCAAGAUCAGCUGAAAAUCAAAAUGCCGAAAAAAAUGUCGAUUCAUUUCAAGAUAAUGAAUGGAGUUCAGCAAUUCAUUGUCCGUGGGAAAUAAUUAACUGGCUGACUCGACAUAAAUCGAAGCAUCCCCAACUGAAAGUCCAAAGAUUAUGCAAAGUUAUAAUCCUCCUGUUGCCUACAACCUUUGUGUCAACGGCAUUAAGAAUAAAUCUUAAACCAUUUAGUCUGCGGAGUGGUUUACUUCAAGAUAUAAUUUUUAAAAGUAGAGAGCACUUCUCUUAA